This is a messenger RNA of Ilex paraguariensis (yerba mate), 474 nucleotides long. NCBI's taxonomy places the organism in Eukaryota, Viridiplantae, Streptophyta, Magnoliopsida, Aquifoliales, Aquifoliaceae. The record is from the annotation of a GenBank genome assembly.
AUGUGGACUUGGGAAAAUGUGCUGAACUGUGAACAUGUGAAGAGCUCUGUGGUUGUAAUUGCUACUCAGGUGGCCAAGUGGAUGUUGAGCAAAGGUCAAGGAGUGACAAUGGGAACAUAUGACAUCCUUCUACAGGCAUUUGAUGUGGAUCGAAGGGUAGAGGAAGCAGAAAUAUUAUGGAACAUGAUUCUGCAUGCACAUACCCGCUCUGUCUCAAAGCGCUUGUUUUCUCGAAUGAUCUCUCUGUAUGAUCAUCAUAAUAUGCCAGAUAAGAUUAUAGAGGUAUUUGCGGAUAUGGAGGAGUUAGGCGUGAAGCCUGAUGAAGAUACUGUAAGGAAAAUUGCCCAUGCCUUGCAAAAUCUAGGGCAGGAAGACAAGCAGAAACUUUUCCUUAAAAAGUAUCAGAGUAAAUGGAAAUAUAUCCAUUUUAAGGGCGAAAGGGUUAGGGUAAGAACAGAUGCAUGGAAUGAAUAG